Messenger RNA from Octopus bimaculoides (California two-spot octopus), 3583 nucleotides. RefSeq lists its product as uncharacterized. Lineage: Eukaryota; Metazoa; Mollusca; Cephalopoda; Octopoda; Octopodidae. The record is from RefSeq and is a predicted model, not a curated record.
GCUUGUAUGUGUACACACACAUACGAAUAUACUCGUGUGUGUGUGUGUCUAAGCGUUGAAACAUUCACCUCUUUUUUCCCAUUCUCUCAAUAUGACUACGAUUCUGCAAGGCUUAGCAAGUUGAACACAGCAGUUGGGUGAGCUUCGCGCGGUUUGCACUCUUCUAUUUUUGUCAUUCGUAAAUCUAAUUGUUGUGUCGAAAAACAGUCAGUCGGGUUCGACAACCUGGAUCAGGAAAAUAGAAAUGAAAAGUUGUGCUGUUGACUAAACUGAUUCUGAUUAUGGAGCUCGAUAGUUUAACAUCAGUUUCUGUGGGAUAUUUUGCCGCAAAAGAUGCCAGUGUUAAAGUGGUUCUACGUGAAAUCGAUAACCAAGUUCUUGUUGAGGAUCUGCAUAAAAAAGUACUUGACAAAAUCGGUGUAAAUAAGAAGUACCACUGUUAUUUCGCUGUCAUGAUGGGUAAACGAAAACCAACUCAAAAACUGAAACUCACUGAUUACGUUCCAUCUUCUUGCCAAGAUUUAUUCCUCUAUAAAUGGUGUUUUGAUUUGGACAUAGAAAACCAACUUUUGGAAGAUGACGUAACUUGUGAUCUUAUUUAUUACCAAGCGCUUCACGACUUACAAAUUGGUCACUUAACUGCAAGUAUUGAGGAACAGAUUGCUCUAGAUGAGUUAUCCAGUUUGAAUUGUUCUAAAUCAGCUUUUGUGAGACUUUGUCAACGCCUUGCUGGUUAUAAUAUCGUUGUCAUAGAUAACUGUUUUCUGUCCAAGCAGUCUUCUGUUUUCACGAAUCAUUUAGGAAACCCCUGUAAAGUCACACUAUCACAGAAAGGUUUGUGCAUAAUAACAGACGAAGAUUCAGUUUCUGUCUCAUGGAGUAGUGUUAAACAGUGGUCUAUAGAUCAUUCUGGAGCAAUAUUCACCUACACAGUGUUACAUAAAGAUGAUCAAGCAAAUAAUAUGUUUCGAGAAGAAAAACGCAUUUGUGUUGAGAGCAAGCAGCUUGAUGACCUUUUAUCUACCACCCAUGACAUUGUUAAAAGUAUCCAGAAAAAUUGCAGUCAACUGGCCUUUUAUGGAUCAAUGAUCAACAUGAAACCUGAUGGAACAAAAGUUUGGACAAAUCCUUUAUUUGGAUAUGGUUCCCUAACCUGAAGCCAUUAGGAAAUAAAGUUUUCAAGAAAAUUUGUACGGAGCCAUCACUGUGUGUGUGUGUGUGUGUGUGUGUGUGUGUGUGUGUGUGUGUGUGUGUGCAUGUGUGUGUGUGUGUGUUUGUGUAUGCUCUUGAAUGCUUACAUUCUAAUAAUCCUAAGUUAUAUUUUGACCAGGCCAAUGACUUCUAAGUAUCUCCUUCUCAUUCUUUGAAUGUGUUUGGUCAAAAAGUCUAAUGGAAAAUGUUAAACAUUAGUUUGCUAAUUCCAACACCUUUUAACAUUUUCCUUGAUGAAACCAAUGACUUUCUUAACAUUUUUCAUCCCAUAUCACCAUGUGGUAAUAUCCUUAUGUAUUUAAAACAACGACAGUCACAUAUUUGGGGUUUUUUGACAUCUUAAAAAAAAUACCAUGUUUCAAACUUUCAACAAGUACAACUCCUCAAGAGCAGACAAUGUAAUUGAUCAAUGUUGUUGUUUAACUCCUGCUCAUUCAUGAUCAAUCAGACUUAUGAAUAAAAGUUAUUUCAGUUGCGACCAUCCUAUCUAUUUUUUUCAGUUACUGAGUAUCUAAUGAAGUAUGAGGCAUUUUGGCAAAGACAUUUUGCUGAAUCAACACUGACUUAUUUGACAUCAGACCUUUUAAUCGUUCUCUUGGUCUCCUCCUCCUCUUUCCCUUCCUCUCUUCUUCUCUCUCCUUCCCUCUGUCUUUAUUUCUCUCACUUUAUGUGUGUGAGUAUAUUUCUCUUGAUGUGUAUGAAGAGAGGGAAAGUGUUUAUGUCAAUCAUGUCCCAUAAAUAAAUUGUAAUCUCUCUCUCUCUCUCUCCAUAUGCACGUGUGUGUUUAUGUUUGCCUCCAACACCAAAAAAUAUUGUUCCCAAUACAGAUUGAGUGUCCAGUCAGCCAUGUCAAAUCAUCAGCCUUCAAACAGCUAUACUUAGUCAUCUCAUUCCAUAUCUAGAGCUGCAUUAUCAUAUGUCCUUCCUUUUUUUAUGAUCGUAAAUUAUGGAAGGAUUUAUGGUUAGCUAGCUUUCUCUACCUUUAAAACUAUUAAUUUAUUGAGGUGGUCAUGAAAAUCUGUCUUUAUGAUUUUUUUUUUUAAUCCUUCAACUGCAAAAUUAAAUUUCAUGGUUAUUCCUGUAUUGAUUUUGGUUAUCAACCCAGAAACAGAUUGGUAUUUUCUGCAAUUCACAUUGCCUCAAUAAAUUCAAUAAAAAUUGUUUCAAAACAUGAUAUUCCUCAACAAAAGACAAUUGGUAUAUAAAACUGCUUUCCACAGUUAAAGUAAUGAAAUUUUUGAGUAGAUAUAUCUGAUUUCUGCAGUAAAAGGGUUAAACAAUUUUUGUACUUUACUUUAUUGUUUCUUGAGAGAGUCAUUUUAUCAAUAAGAAAUACUUGCUUUCAUUCUGUUGUACAUUUUUUAAUGUUAUUAGUCAACUGAUUAACUCAUUAACUAAUAAACUAAUCAUCUACUUGAUUAAUCAUUCAAUCAAUCAUUCAAUCAAUCAAUUAGUUAGUUUGUCAGUCCAGUUGUCAUCACUUGCAACCUCUUCAGUGAUGAUCCCUUGUUACUCCCGACCUGUCUUGUAUCCAAUGUCAUUGAUAAGAUAACAAAUAGCGGCAAUCAAACUCUGACAAACUAACAUAUUGAUUGAGGGAUCAAAUCAUUAAUCAAACAAUUUGUUAAUUGCUUAAUUUGUUAACUAGUUGAUUUAAUAAAAAGAAGUAAAAUAGAACCAGUGCAAAUGUUUCUUAUUGCCAAAAUUUUGUUUUAUAGAGAUCAAAAAUAAAAUACUUAUUCAAAAUUUUAUGUUAAUUUAUGUUCCAAACACCAGCAUAAUAAUUGCAAUGUUAUACUGAUAAAUUUUUCAUUAUUUUCAAAAUUAAUUCAAAGACUAGUAAUGUAUUUCAACAGAAACAUCAUGACCAAAGGGUGUUAAUGAUGAAAUAGUUGGUUAUUCUUCUGAAUUCCUCCAAAUUCUUGAUUAUUUAGAAAAUUAUUUGAAACAUCAGCAAUGCAUUUCAUUAGAAACAUAGCAACAGAAUGCUUAAAUAAAAACAAAGGAAAUCAUAACUUUUCAUCUUCUGUCAUCUCAAAGUGUAAAUGCAAUUAUUUAUAAAACAUCAAUUAUGUAGAAUAAAAUUAGGCAAUGAAAAGGGCAGAAGAAUGGAAGGGAAAUAAAAAUAUGCAUUAAAAAUGGGAAAAUUGCAGUUUUUGCAGCCAACCAUAAAAUGCAAUUAUUUCAAUGUGAUCGGAAAUAUUUAUAAAAAUUAUGGCAGUCCAUGUUUCCUUUAAUUUAAUGGUAGGUUGGCUAGAUUGUAAAUUCCAGUAGCAGGCUGACUGUUUUUUUUUUUUAAAUAUUGAAUUUGCCAUAUAUUUUGAAUAAAUCAUUUUGUAAUAAAUAAAUAAAUAAAUAUGUAAACUUGAAA